Molecule: messenger RNA, 2057 nt
Organism: Biomphalaria glabrata
Lineage: Eukaryota; Metazoa; Mollusca; Gastropoda; Planorbidae
Product: fructose-bisphosphate aldolase-like
Exons: 9
Coding region: 1-1221 (406 amino acids)
Biological process (GO): fructose 1,6-bisphosphate metabolic process; glycolytic process
Cellular component (GO): cytosol
Molecular function (GO): fructose-bisphosphate aldolase activity
Source: RefSeq, a predicted model, not a curated record
AUGCCUAGUCUGUGUUGCUGCCUUUCAUCAAAUGCUACUCCUUUGGAAGGCGGGGAUGCCUCGCGAGAAGCAAAGAAAAAACUCAGGAUCGAUCUGCCAAGGGCCUCAGACGCAAAGAAUGAAGAGCCUAAAUCCCGUUUUGCACAGUACUUAACACCUGCCCAGGAAGAUGAGCUGCGGGGCAUUGCUAAUGCCAUCGUCCGUGCUAAAUGUGGCAUUCUUGCUGCUGAUGAAUCAGUUGGCACUAUGGGCAAAAGGUUAGAGGCUAUCAACUUGCCAAAUACAGAGGACAACAGACGCAAAUACAGAGAGCUCCUUUUCACAGCAGAUGACAGUCUUUCAGAAAACAUUAGUGGAGUUAUUUUGUUUGACGAAACAUUCAGACAGAGCACUGCCGCAGGCAAGCCUUUUGUAAAAGUUUUGCAAGAGAGGGGCAUCAUUCCGGGAAUUAAAGUUGACAAAGGUGUUGUCCCAUUGGCUGGAACUCUUAACGAAUGCACAACUCAAGGCUUAGACGGGCUCUCUGAGAGGUGUGCUGAAUACAAAAAAGGAGGGUGUGGAUUUGCUAAAUGGCGAUGUGUGCUGAAAAUUUCAGAAUUUACACCAUCCUACCAAGCUAUGUUGGAAAAUGCUAAUGUGCUUGCCCGUUACGCCAGCAUUUGCCAACAGAAUGGCUUAGUGCCAAUCGUUGAACCAGAAGUACUCCCUGAUGGUGAUCAUGACUUGGAAACUGCACAAAGAGUAACUGAACAGGUUUUAGCUUUCACCUACAAAGCUCUUGCAGACCAUAAUGUCUUCUUGGAGGGUACUCUACUAAAACCCAACAUGGUGACAGCUGGUCAGGCUUGCACCAAGACUUACAAGCCAGAAGACAAUGCAAGGGCAACAGUGACUGCUCUCAACAGGACUGUACCUGCUGCAGUUGCUGGUGUUACUUUCCUCUCUGGUGGACAGUCUGAAGAGGAUGCUACCUUAAAUCUUAAUGCCAUCAACCAGUUCCCAGGACGCAAACCUUGGCCACUGACCUUCUCCUAUGGGCGUGCCCUUCAAGCCAGUGUACUGAAAGCUUGGGGAGGUAAAGAUGAAAACAUCAAGGCUGCCCAGGACGAAUUGGUCAAGCGUGCUAGAGCUAAUGGUGAAGCUGCAGUUGGAUUAUACAAAGGAUCCGGUUCCUCAGCAGCGGGCGGAGAAUCUCUGUUUGUUGCCAACCAUGCUUAUUAAACAACCACAAAGGAACACCUCAAAAUUUACGUCUUAAAAAAUAUUUUGGCUUUCAUAGUUAAAAGUAUAAAAUUUUUAACGAUGAUUUUAAAACUUAAAAAAAGUAUUUAUUUUAUCUUUAUCCCCAAAAAAAAAAAAAUCUCUAGGUGUUUAUCUGCAUUGUCACUUUCACUUAGCUUAAGUCCCCUGAGAUAUUUUUCAGUCAGAUAAUUGUGUACUUUUUUUUUUUUUUAAUCACUUUUGAAUGUAAGUUUUGUUAGUCUUUCAGUAUAUAUAUAAAUGUACGUUUCCACGAGUGGAAUAGAAAAUAUCAAACAUUGGAUUUGAUCUGUUGCUGUUUUUUGCAUAAUUUUUAUGCAGUUAAUGUUUUGAUGAAGAAAUGGUUACAUUGACUGAAUGAGGGACAUUUAUUAUAUAUAUUUAAUUAGAUUCUAUAGAUACCACAGAUACUAUUAGGUAUCCACAAUAUUAGCUUUUGUUUCGAAACCUUUGAAGAAAAAAAAAACUUGAUAUAUGUUAUAACAUAGUGUGUGUGUGUAUAUUCCCUCCUUUUUUUUUUUUUAAGUGUUUUUAGAAAUCUGAGUCAAUGAAUGAAGCCAAAGAUCUAUCAGAAAAUCUUGUGGAGUUAUUUACAAAUGCUACAUCUUUAGCAACACAAUUUUUAAAGGAAAUGUAUAGUGUACAUUUUUUUUUUCUUGUCUUUCUGUGAUUGGUCAACAGACAAGUACAAUUAUAUGUUACCAUUAGUUGUCCAAACUAGAAUGGUCUAGAUAAUUGGCUUUCACUUCAAACUACAUUGUUUGUAGAUCAUGUGUAAUAAAAAUAAAUUGACUAAA